Molecule: messenger RNA, 813 nt
Organism: Colletotrichum acutatum
Lineage: Eukaryota; Fungi; Ascomycota; Sordariomycetes; Glomerellales; Glomerellaceae
Product: ADP-ribosylation factor family protein
Exons: 5
Coding region: 226-771 (181 amino acids)
Biological process (GO): vesicle-mediated transport; intracellular protein transport
Cellular component (GO): Golgi apparatus; cytoplasm
Molecular function (GO): GTPase activity; GTP binding
Source: RefSeq, a predicted model, not a curated record
AGCCACCUUUUGCUACCACCACCAACCUUACCUUACCUACCUUAAACCUCCGCGACCCUCCUGUCCCGAGGCCAACCGCGUAUAUUGUGACAGAACACAAGUCGCAACUCAACCCCCGAACCCGCACACGGCCCUUUGCAUCCCUACGAAAGCUCCGAGUCUAUACAACGACCACACCUCAUACCACACCGAGUUCCUGUCGAGAAUCAACAAACCUCUGUCAAAAUGGGCGCAAGCAUGUCAUGGCUGUCAGGCCUUGUGUGGUCGAAGAAGGAGAUUCGCAUAUUGAUCUUGGGACUGGAUAACGCUGGCAAGACGACACUUUUGUACAGACUGAAGAUUGGUGAAGUCGUCACCACGAUUCCGACGAUAGGAUUCAACGUCGAGUCCGUCACAUACAAAAACCUCAAUUUCAAUGUUUGGGAUCUAGGUGGUCAAACCAGCAUUCGCCCCUACUGGCGGUGUUACUACGCCAACACGGCGGCCGUCAUCUUCGUCGUCGACUCGACCGAUAUCGAGCGUCUGCAGACCGCGGCCGAGGAGCUGGGCGCUAUGCUCAACGAGGAGGAGCUCAAGGACGCUUCGCUCCUCGUCUUCGCCAACAAGCAGGACCAGCCUGGCGCCAAGGGCGCGGGCGAGAUUUCCGAGGCGCUGCGCCUGGGCGAGCUGCGCGACCGCAACUGGAGCAUCAUGGCCUGCUCCGCGGUCGACGGCAGCGGUGUCACGGAGGGCAUGGACUGGCUUGUCCAAACCGUCAACCAGGAGUCAUAGAUACGGAGUCUUUGGACUUUGCUGACCCCUACACGACCAACA